AUGAUUCAGGGCAUCAGAGCUGCACAGCGUCUUGAUUCUCGCGGGAACCCAACCGUCCAGGUGGAAGUAACGACUGCCCAAGGCACAUUCCGCGCCCUGGUUCCAUCCGGAGCCUCAACCGGGACACAUGAGGCUGUCGAGCUACGGGACAAGGAUGGCUCCAAAUAUGGAGGCAAGGGCGUUAGCCAAGCCGUCCACAAUGUGGAGCAGGUCAUUGGCCCAGCUCUUAUUUCAAAGGGUUUUGACCCCAAGACUCAACUCAAGGACAUUGAUGCCUUCAUGAAACAGCUCGAUGGUACGCCCAACAAGUCUCGUCUAGGCUCCAAUGCCAUACUUGGUGUUAGCAUGGCAUGUGCCAGAGCUGGUGCGGCUUCCGCAGGUGUUCCUCUCUAUGACUUCUUACGAACGGAAGCAGCCGUGAAGAAGCCAUACGUGAUGCCUGUUCCAUUUCUCAAUGUCUUGAACGGAGGCGUUCAUUCCGGAAAUACCAUGGCUUUCCAGGAGAUCAUGAUUGCACCCACGGGCGCACAGUCGUUUGAAGAGGCUAUUCGGGUGGCUUCCGAAGUUUACCACACUCUCAAGGGCGUCAUUACAGAAAAGUUCGGACCUCCGGCAACCGGUGUCGGAGAUGAAGGUGGCUUUGCGCCUCCCAUCUCCACCUUAGAAGAGGCUCUUGACCUUCUCACCGCAGCCAUAGACAAAGCAGGCUUCACUGGACGCGUCAAGUUGGCCUGCGACCCCGCGUCUUCCGAGUUCUUUGACUCCGACACGGGGAAUUAUGACUUGGCGUUCAAGAACAAGUCAGCCAAAGAUGUCAGGAGCUCCAAGGAGAUGCAGAAGCUCUACAAGGGCAUCCUUGACAGGUACCCCAUGGUGCUCCUCGAGGAUCCCUUUGCUGAAGACGACUGGCAGAUUUGGACAGAGUUCAACAAGGACUGUCCGGUUGAGCUUGUUGGCGAUGACCUUCUCUGCACAAAUAUCGAGAGGGUCAAGAUGGCGGCCGAAAAGAAGGCGUGCAAUGCGAUGCUACUCAAGGUGAAUCAGAUUGGCACCGUAAGCGAAGCCAUUGAGGCAGCAAACUAUGCGACCAGUCUAGGGUGGGGCGUGUUCGUGUCUCAUCGCUCGGGAGAGACAACCGACGACUUUAUCGCUGAUUUGACAGUUGCACUUCGGACGGGUCAUUUAAAGUCAGGUGCACCAGCACGUGGUGAAAGAGUCGCCAAGUACAAUCGGCUUAUGGACAUUGAAGCUGAGUUGAAGGCAAGAGGGGAGGACGUAAGCUACGCUGGAGAAACCUUUCGAAAAACAAAACCGCACUGA
Messenger RNA from Fusarium vanettenii 77-13-4, 1320 nucleotides. RefSeq lists its product as uncharacterized. Gene Ontology annotation, cellular component: phosphopyruvate hydratase complex. Gene Ontology annotation, biological process: glycolytic process. The coding region runs from base 1 to 1320 and encodes 439 amino acids. The record is from RefSeq and is a predicted model, not a curated record. Gene Ontology annotation, molecular function: phosphopyruvate hydratase activity; magnesium ion binding. NCBI's taxonomy places the organism in Eukaryota, Fungi, Ascomycota, Sordariomycetes, Hypocreales, Nectriaceae. The transcript has 6 exons.